Oncorhynchus keta (chum salmon) is the source of this 852-nucleotide messenger RNA. RefSeq lists its product as uncharacterized. The transcript has 2 exons. Lineage: Eukaryota; Metazoa; Chordata; Actinopteri; Salmoniformes; Salmonidae. The annotation marks the transcript as partial. The record is from RefSeq and is a predicted model, not a curated record.
AGCAGUAACAGCAGUAGUACCAGUACCAGUAGUAGCAGCAGUAACAGUAGUAGUAGUAGCAGCAGUAACAGUAGUAGUACCAGUAGUAGCAGCAGUAACAGUAGUAGUAGUAGCAGCAGUAACAGUAGUCGUACCAGUAGUAGCAGCAGUAACAGUAGUAGUAGCAGCAGUAACAGUAGUAGCAGCAGUAACAGUAGUCGUACCAGUAGUAGCAGUAGUAACGGUAGUAGUAGUAGCAGCAGUAACAGUAGUAGCAGCAGUAACAGUAUUAGUAGCAGCAGUAACAGUAGUCGUACCAGUAGUAGCAGCAGUAACAGUAUUAGUAGUAGCAGUAACAGUAGUCGUACCAGUAGUAGCAGCAGUAACAGUAGUAGUAGCAGCAGUAACAGUAGUAGCAGCAGUAACAGUAGUCGUACCAGUAGUAGCAGUAGUAACGGUAGUAGUAGUAGCAGCAGUAACAGUAGUAGCAGCAGUAACAGUAGUCUAGUAGCAGCAGUAACAGUAUUAGUAGCAGCAGUAACAGUAUUAGUAGCAGCAGUAACAGUAGUAGUACAAUGUAGUAGCAGCAGUAACAGUAGUAGUAGUAGCAGCAGUAACUGUAGUAGUAACAGUACUAGUAGUAGCAGCAGUAACAGUAGUAGUACCAGUACCAGUAGUAGCAGCAGUAACAAUAUUAGUAGUAGCAGCAGUAACAGUAGUAGUAGCAGCAGUAACAGUAGUAGUACCAGUACCAGUAGUAGCAGCAGUAACAGUAGUAGUACCAGUAGUAGCAGUAGUAACAGUAGUAGUAGUAGCAGCAGUAACAGUAUUAGUAGCAGCAGUAACAGUAUUAGUAGCAGCAGUAACAGUAGU